Messenger RNA from Nematolebias whitei (Rio pearlfish), 1009 nucleotides. It is a transcript of the gene eva1ba, whose product is annotated as eva-1 homolog Ba (C. elegans). The transcript is spliced from 4 exons. The record is from RefSeq and is a predicted model, not a curated record. Bases 336 to 827 code for a protein of 163 amino acids. Lineage: Eukaryota; Metazoa; Chordata; Actinopteri; Cyprinodontiformes; Rivulidae.
ACACACACGUUGCUCAGGACUGGAGCACAGCAGCAAGUGUGAAACAGUCAGGACUGUUUGUGUUUUGGAGGGAAAGAAGUCUGAGUUUUUCAGCUUGCCCGGAGCUUUCUGUGUUGCCUGAACAGCUUCUGCAGGACUUUUUCUCUCAUCACCCACCGGGUGGCCAAAUGAACUGUUGAUCCCGAGGACCAAAGAUCACAGGCUUCAAUCUAACGGGGAGAAAACAGCAGCACUUUUAAUACAUUCUGCAGCUUCUCUUUGCAUUAUGAGCUGGGACUGAAGAUCUGCUGUGUGCUUUCUGUUUGUGGUGUGACAGAAGUGAAGUCAAAACCACGAUGGACGUCAAGAAAAAAGAAAUGGAUCUCCUGAGCAACAGUAUUGCUGCAUUUGCACACAUCAAAUCAAACCCAGAGAGCUUCGGCCUUUACUUCAUUCUUGGAGUGUGUUUCGGCUUGGUGCUGACUCUCUGCCUCUUGGUGAUCCGCAUCUCCUGUAAGCCACGGACCAACGCCAGUCCCUCUACGCCUGAAAAGAAACACCUAAAAGCUGCCAGUGAGGAGGACGAGGAGAGCGACGACGAUGAAGACGAAGAGGGGGAUGAUGUAGAGGCACCUGUUACGUUGCCCAGCACUGAAAUCCCCAUAGGUAACCACACCAGCCAAUCAGAUGGGACUCUGAGUGUGAACGUCUUUACCUCAGCCGAAGAGCUGGAGCGCGCACAGCGGCUGGAAGAAAGAGAACGAAUCAUCCGGGAGAUCUGGAGGAAUGGCCAGCCUGAUAUUCUGGGGACGGGAACAGGGACUAUUGGAAGAGUACACUAUUACUAAGAUACAUUAGACUAGAAGGAAAACCUGAGUUCAGAGGGGGAGUUAUAUGGACCUUUAGAAGGACCUGGUGUCCUCGAAGCCUGAGAGCCUGUGUUUGAUACAAAAUGAUUUGUGAAACGAGGAACAAAAGAGUCAAGGUGCCACAUUUGAUGUACGUGGCUUUGACAGAGUUGAACUUUGAG